Messenger RNA from Alternaria arborescens, 375 nucleotides. RefSeq lists its product as hypothetical. The coding region runs from base 1 to 375 and encodes 124 amino acids. The record is from RefSeq and is a predicted model, not a curated record. Gene Ontology annotation, molecular function: peptidyl-prolyl cis-trans isomerase activity. The transcript is spliced from 7 exons. Lineage: Eukaryota; Fungi; Ascomycota; Dothideomycetes; Pleosporales; Pleosporaceae.
AUGGGCGUAGAGAAGCUCGUUAUCAAGCCGGGCAACGGUAUAGACUACCCGAAGAAACACGAUGAAGUCUCUAUGGAAUACACUGGUUGGUUGUUCGACGAUGAUGCUCCAGACCACAAAGGUGGACAAUUCGAUACUUCUGUAGGUCGGGGUGACCUGAUUACUCCCAUCGGCGCAGGCCGAGUCAUCAAAGGGUGGGACGAGGGCAUUCUGGGCUCCGCAGAAGCGUCACCCAUGACGCUGGGAGAAAAGGCAACUUUGAUCAUAACACCUGAUUAUGCAUAUGGUCCUCGUGGAUUUCCCGGACAUAUCCCCGCGAAUGCCAAAUUGAUCUUUGACGUCGAGCUGAAAGCCAUCAACGGAAAGAAAGCAUAA